AUGUCUCACCUUUCAAAACAACCAGUCGACGCUUCGAUGGGAGCUAGUGAGAAUCAUCAGCGUCUUUGCGAGAAAUCUUCCACGGAAUCUUCUCAUGGACAUUCACAAUUGCAACCAUCACUUCUUCCACAAGAUACUCACAGUGUCAAACCACAAACACUCGACACGACGACCACGAAACAGCCACCCAUAGCGACAAACUGGACUGGAACUAAUGACAUGGACAACCCUCACAAUUGGUCUACAUGGAAACGAUCCUAUCACAUCAUCAUCCCCGCUUUAUUCGGUUUCGCCGUAACAUUUGGAACCUCUGUCUACACACCCGCACUGCCAGACAUAAUGCGCGACUUCAACGUCUCCCGAACGCUAGCGCUCUUAGGCUUGACCGUCUACACCAUUGGUCUCGCCCUGGGGCCAAUCUUGACCGCGCCCCUGAGUGAACGCUACGGGCGGAAAAUCAUCUACAUGGUCCAUUCGCCCAUUUUCAUGCUCUUCACGCUUGGCGCCGGAUUCUCCAAGAACUUUGCAAGUCUGUGUGUCUGUCGCCUGCUUGCCGGUGCGUCGGGAAGUCCGGGGCUGGCUGUGGGUGCGGGGACGAAUGCGGAUUUGUUUCCUCCGCAUCAGAGGGCGGUUACGACGAGCUUGUUUCUCAUGGCGCCUUUUGCUGGGCCUGCGUUAGGCCCGGUUGUUGGUGGCUUCAUCGCCCAAUACAAAUCCUGGCAGUGGACUCAGUGGAGUAUGAUCUUCAUCACGCUCGCUAUUACCCUCGCCGGCCUGCCCAUGCAAGAAACAUUCAAACCCGUGAUCCUUGCACGACGGGCAAAGAAAGCCGGAAUCUCUCUUCCAGUCAAGCCCCCACAAUCCCAAGCAGGCUUAACUUUCAUCGUCAUCGGUAUCGGUGUCCUGCUCGGCGGUCUCACCAGCAUCCUCAUCGACCGCACAGUCUACCAGCGCAAAUACAAGCACGCCAUCACGGCUGGCAAGCAAAUCGUUGAGCCCGAGCAUAGACUCUACAGCGCCAUGAUAGGGGGCACGGGGGUUGUGGUUGGCUUGUUCUGGUUCGGAUGGUGUGCGGAUCGGGAUGUGCAUUGGGCGAUUACCUUGUUGGGUGCUGUGCCGUUUGCCUGGGGAAAUGUGUGUUUGUUUGCGUCUUCAGCGUUAUACCUCACGGAUGUGUAUGGGUUUCAGUACGGCGCGUCGGCCAUGGCGGCGAAUGGGAUAGCGCGGUAUACACUUGGUGGUAUCUUUCCGCUGUUCACAGUGCAGAUGUACGAAGCCCUGGGUAUUGGCUGGGCAACUUCGCUUCUCGGGUUCCUCGCGCUGGCCAUGAUACCCAUACCCUUCAUCUUCUUCAAGUACGGCCGCGCGAUUCGGGCAAAGAGCAAAUACCCCGUCGUCAUAUGA
Messenger RNA from Plenodomus lingam JN3, 1404 nucleotides. The record is from RefSeq and is a predicted model, not a curated record. NCBI's taxonomy places the organism in Eukaryota, Fungi, Ascomycota, Dothideomycetes, Pleosporales, Leptosphaeriaceae.